Molecule: messenger RNA, 6108 nt
Organism: Planococcus citri (citrus mealybug)
Lineage: Eukaryota; Metazoa; Arthropoda; Insecta; Hemiptera; Pseudococcidae
Gene: Dscam2
Product: Down syndrome cell adhesion molecule 2
Exons: 31
Coding region: 160-5802 (1880 amino acids)
Biological process (GO): cell-cell adhesion
Molecular function (GO): protein binding
Source: RefSeq, a predicted model, not a curated record
UAUUAGGCUUCAUUUUCGGUUGAAGCCGUUGAACGGUGCCGUCGCGUGGCAUGAGUGUCAAAGGUCGCGCGUUGUUAAUUUUGUCGUUUGUCGUUCCGUGAACCACAUUUUUUUUUAUUUUAUUUUAUUUUUUUUAUAAAUAUACAUUCAUCUUGCAGCAUGAUGUACAGACUUUUUCUUCCUAUUUUUGUUUUAACUAUAGAUCAUUCGAUAUGUAUGCUUAGAUAUAACGAAGACCACUCCAGGGCUCCGUCGUUUUUAAUGGAACCUCCGGUUAGAAUAGAAUUUUCAAAUAGUAGCGGUAGUUGGAUAGACUGUACCGCAGAUGGUCAUCCUAGCCCUAAAAUAGAGUGGACAACCACCGAUGGUACACCAGCUGUGGAUAUUGCUGGGAUUAGAAACGUACUGAGAAAUGGUACUCUUGUGUUUCCGCCUUUUUCGGCUGAAGAAUAUAGGCAAGAUGUUCAUUCUGCCAUUUAUCGAUGUGUAGCUACGAAUAGCGUCGGCUCUAUUAUAAGUCGUGAUGUUCAAGUACGUGGAGUGGUAAAUCAAGCGUACAAAGUGAUCGCAAAUAUUUUAAAUGCUGCCCGAGGUUGCACUGCCGUCUUACAAUGUUCAAUUCCUAUUUUCAUAAAAGAUUUUGUAAAAGUGGUAUCGUGGUCGCAAGAACCAUCGUUUCAUAUCUAUCCAUCGCUACAAGGAGAUGGAAAAUUUCACGCAUUACCAACUGGGGAGUUACUCGUACACAAUGUAGAUUAUAAUGAUAAAUACCAAACGUACAGAUGUAGAACCAUUAAUCGUCUGACGAAAGAAGUUGUAUCAAGUUCCGGAGUGAACUUGAGAUUAUUAGAAAAUCGUGGCAUUGCACCUCCGGCUAUAGUAAGUCAUACUUCAUCGGUUCAAGUUCCUCAAGAUGAAGGUGCAGUUUUAGUUUGUAUUGCUCAAGGGUGUCCUACGCCAGAAUAUAGGUGGUACCACGUCCAACACGGCUCCGAAGCAGUAUUCGUGUUACCAGGUCCUCGUACCAGAGUUCUAGGACCUGUAUUAGCGGUGGAGGCGGCAUCUCCCGACGACUCGGGCAUGUACAAAUGCACAGCCAGCAAUAGUGGCGGAGAUGCGAACGCUGAAGUGCAAUUAAUCGUAACGACACCACUUCAAGUGGAAGUAACGCCAUCCGUACAAACAGUAAAUAUGGGCGGAAUGGCAGAAUUCCGAUGUACCGUACCCUCAUUUCACGGUUCCGGAUUACAUUUACUUUCGUGGUACAAAAACGGUCGAGUAUUUCCUGGAAGGCCGAAUGGCGACACCUUGAUAAUUACCAGCGUGACCCGAGAAGAUCGAGGCAUGUAUCAAUGUGUGGUUCGCAGAGCCGAAGGAGAAACUGCUCAAAGUGUCGCCGAACUCAAACUAGGCGAUGCUGCUCCUGUGCUCACGUAUACGUUUAUAGAACAAACUUUACAACCAGGGCCGGAAAUUUCUUUAAAAUGCAGUGCCACCGGAAAUCCUACACCGAAUAUAAAAUGGACAUUGGAUGGGUUUAGUUUACCAGAUAACGAAAGAUUUCGAAUUGGUCAGUAUGGUACCGUUCAAGGGGAUGUGGUUAGUCAUACAAACAUUAGCCACGUAACCGCAGAAGAUGGAGGUGAAUAUUCAUGCAUAGCUGAGAAUAGAGCUGGAAAAACGACGCAUUCUGCCAGACUGAAUAUAUAUGGUUUACCUUAUAUUAGACCAAUUCCAAAAAUAACAGCUGUGGCAGGUGAAGUUUUGCAACUGAAAUGUCCAGUAUCCGGUUACCCAAUUGAACAGAUAACGUGGGAAAAAGAUAGACGUGAAUUACCAAUAGAUUUAAGACAGAAAAUAAUGAAUGGAGUUCUGUACAUCGAACCUGUUCAAAAAGCUACAGAUUCAGGAACUUACACAUGUAACGCUCGCAAUAAACAGGGUCAAAGUGCCAGAAGAAGCGGAGAGAUUUUUGUCAUAGUUCCUCCUAGUAUUGAGCCUUUUUAUUUUCCGACGGAUGGUUUACAAGAAGGCUCUAGAACAAGAGUUGUGUGCGGCAUAAGUCGAGGAGAUCCUCCCCUUGAAAUUAGUUGGCUUAAAGACGGUUCGGCCGUUUCUUCAAAAAACGGAGUCAACAUAUCUACUCUUGACCCGUAUUCUAGUCUGCUCAGCAUUUCUAGCCUAACGGCGUCACAUUCCGGUGAAUAUACUUGCGUAGCGGUCAAUCCCGCUGCACAAGUGAGGUACUCCUCAAAACUUCAGGUUAAAGUUCCACCUAAGUGGAUUGUUGAGCCAACUGACGUUAAUGUGGAAAGAAACAAACAUGCGGUAAUCGAUUGCCAAGCGGAUGGUGUCCCAACGCCUACAUUGCUAUGGAAAAAAGCCAUAAGUGAUAAGUCGGGUGAUUAUAGUGAAAUUCGCGAAAGCUCCACUAUGAGAAUUUUGAGCAAUGGUUCUCUCAUGUUACAAAACGUUAAAGAAAAUAUGGAAGGAUUUUAUUUAUGUCAGGCUUCAAAUGGUAUUGGAAAUGCGAUUGGAAAAGUUGUUCAAGUAAAAGUCAGAUCUUCACCCUUUUUUGCUGCUCCUUCAAGAACGGUAUCUGUUAAAAGAGGGGAUACAGCUACUUUACAAUGUAACGUUAACGGAGAUAAGCCUAUUACGGUGAAAUGGAUUCGACAUGGAAAAUCCGAAAUUUCAUCCACUAAUAAUUACAGAAUUUCUAUCCGACAAGAUUCCACAACUGAUGGUGUUUUAGCCGAAAUGCAAAUUUUAGGAACGGAAAGUAGUGAUGCUGGAGCAUAUUUUUGUCAGGCUAGUAAUCUGUAUGGGAAAGAGCAACAAUUAGUGAAUUUGCAUGUUCAAGAACCUCCAGAAAGUCCAACAGAUUUGAAAGCUGUCAUGGUAAACAGUCAAGCCGUUAAUAUACAAUGGCAACAUCAUUCCGGACACGAAGGAGAAGUAUCAAAAUAUGUUGUCCAAUACAGACGAUCAGAUGACUCUUGGCAAUUCGCUGAAGUGAGCAGUCAGCUGAGAGGAACUUUAAUUGAGGAGCUUCGCCCGGCUACCCAAUACAGAUUUCGAGUCGUAGCUGAGGGUACAGCUGGGCAGAGUAAACCCAGUGAGGAAAUUGUGGUUACAACCGAACCUCAAAAACCAUCAGGUCCUCCGCUUAAUAUCCAAAUACAAUCGGUUUCAUCCACUGAAUUAGUUGUGACUUGGUCUGCUCCUCAAACCGAUUUGCGCAAUGGAGAGAUUCUAGGAUACAACGUUGGUUUUCGAGAGGAAAGGUUAGUUUUCAUUGGAUUCGUCAAUGGCACACGAUGUUUCUUCCUUAUUGAGAAAUUUUCUUUCCUAUGCAGCGCUCAGUCUUCGAAUUUCAAUACAACAAAAGUUAUGAGCGAGGGAGAAACUUACGAAGAGAUCCUUUUGAAAAAUCUACUGAAAUAUACCAGGUAUUUGGUCAUCGUUCAAGCUUUCAAUCAAGUUGGCGAAGGUCCUUUCUCUGAGCCUGUCACUGCUCAAACUUUGGAGGAUGUUCCCAGUUUGCCUCCUACAAAUGUGCUGUGUACAGCUUUGAGUUCCCAAUCACUACAAAUCACAUGGCUUUCACCUUCACUCCAGUCAUGUAACGGUGUUUUGCAGGGUUAUAAAAUCCAAUACGAUUCUUUGAGUCAAGGCGUUGAUGAUUAUGGUGUUCGCAAAACUACUGCGUUGACAAUUGUUCUCACUAAUUUACACAGAUUUACUAAUUAUAGUAUCGAAAUAUUGGCGUAUACGAAAGUUGGAGAUGGUGUUUACAGUAAACCGAUUUAUUGUCUCACAGAUGAAGAUGCUCCCGGGCCUCCUGAAGAUAUAAAAGCUUUUCCAACAACUUCUCAAUCACUGCUGAUUUCAUGGUUGCCGCCUGCUGAGCCAAACGGCGUAAUAACAAAAUACAAUUUGUACACGAGAAUUGUAGAAGGCACUGAAGAAAUAAAUCAUCGUAAGCUCAACUUACCAGGAAGUCAUACCACGUACGAAAUGAAAAACGCCCAACAACAAGUAGAAUAUCAAUUUUGGAUCACUGCUGUGACUCGAGUUGGUGAAGGGCAAAGUUCUUCUGUAGUUUCACAGACUGCAAGUUCAAAAAUUCCCGCUAGGAUAUCUUCUUUUGGAACAAGAAUACUCAGACAGUGGCAUUCCUCGGUUACAAUGACUUGUUCGAUGUUUGGUUCCCCGCCUCCAAGAAUACAAUGGCUGAAAGGAGAAUAUCCGGUUCAAAAUUCUCGAAAUUUGAUUUUAAAAGAAAAUGGCGAAAUUUCGCUCUCUAAUCUAAUGCGAACUGAUACCAAUAAUUAUACUUGCUCCGCUCAGAAUAAAUUGGGCUCAGAUUCUAUCACCUAUCAACUCAUUGUUCAAGUUCCUCCAAGUGCUCCAUUACUAUACAUAUCCAGUUCUACCUCAAAUAGUAUUUUAUUCCAUUGGAAACUCACCGAUAAUGGAGAUUCGCCCAUUACUUCGUAUACUAUGAAAUAUAAAAAAGCUACUGAAACUUUAAACCAAAUUACAUUGCCGAGAAAAAUAACCUCGCACGAAUUAAAGGGAUUAACAUGCGGCAGUACAUAUCAAGUACAUAUGAUAGCGACUAACAAAUUAGGCUCGUCAAAACCCAGUAAUACUUUAACCGUAAGAACUCAGGGUCAAAAACCAGGCAUACCUCAAAGAUCGAUUUUUAUUUCUCCCAAUUCUACUUUCGUUUUGCUGAAUUUACACGUUUGGCCUGAUAAUGGCUGUCCAAUUUUAUAUUUUGUAAUAAAAUAUCGUCAACAGAAUGAUAUCGAUUGGAUUAUAGUUUCAAAUUCAAUGAAACCGCAGCGAAAAGCAGUUAUUCCUGGGUUACUUCCUGCUACCGAGUAUCAUAUUCAAGUUGAAGGAUAUAAUACAGCCGGAUCUUCGGCUGGAGAUUUUUACUUUUUCACUCUAACUAAAAAUGGAGAAAUUCCGCCCCCAGAAUCUGUUAAAAAAGGCGAACUCUCAAGACCUUUUUUUAUGAGUACCAGCUUCGUGAUUCCAAUUUUAAUUACUAUUGCAUUUGUUACCACUGUUGGCAUGAUUCUGGUGUUCUUUUGUUGGAGAAGUAAAUCCAGAGAUAUCAGAAAAGAUUCUAUUGACAAUGAUCAUAAUUUAGUCGCUCAAAGAGAAAGAUUUUAUGCGACUCUUCAGAAAGUACAAGAGGAAGUGCCUGAUAAAAUACCAGAAUCAGCAUCAGAUAUUUCACCUUAUGCCACAUUUCAGUUGGGUGACGCUAGCAAUACACUUUUACAUAACAUGAUGUAUCAAGACCACGAAUUAAUGGAAGGAGCUCCAACGCCUCAAACAACUAUUUGUAAAACAAGAAGAAUACGCAGAAGAAGCAGCCGAAGAGCUGAGACAGCAUUGGAAACAGAUGAGUCUGAUUCCGAUAUGGAUCAACCGACUUCUAGUCGAACAGAGUCUUCCAAUCAGUUGGAUUCAACUUUAAAAAAUAAACAAAAUUAUAUCUAUCACGGAGCUCAAUCAUGUACAUCGUCCGACAUGUCGCCGCGAUCUGAUCAUAAAUCCUUAUCACAUCGUGGAGUAAAACCAAACAAAUGGAUAGUUCCAAAUAAAACAUUUCGAUCUAUUUCGGUAGCGGAAACUUCAUUUCAUGGCAGAUCGGAGCUUAGCGAAGCUGAAUGUGAUUUAGAUACGGUUAAAAAAAUGAAAUUUGGUGCUCGAUCGAGUCUUUGGUCAAGGCCAUCAGCGAGGAGAGGAGAUCAUACGGAUUAUUCUAUAGCCGUAUGAAAAAAAUUUCGUUGGUUACCAUGAAAAAUAUAUGCAUGAUAUUUUGUAUGAUUACUUCCUGUAAUAUCUAGUGAAAUAAUUUUUUUAAAUUAUUGUUAUUUAAAAAAAAUUUGUUACGAGUAUCGAGAAAAAAAGAGGGGGAAAACGCAUUAACGUUCGCAGUAAACCAAAUGACAAGAAAAUGUAGUUACCACGUCAUGUGGUAUUCAAAAUUUAAAAAUUUACGUAUUUCUUUCAAAUUUACUGGACAUGAGCAACGAAUAAAACAAAAUAGUAGAUGGAUUAUAACAUAUCAGCGCAAUAGGA